UCUCUCUCUCUCUACUUGCCCCCACUUUACUCCGUGACCAAAGGCAACUAAUGCCCAAACCUAACCCAGCAUUAUAGCACUAGCUAGCGGUAUCUGUGUCAGAUUAGGUAAGUAGUAGCGAGGUCGGAGAGUCGACAUUCUCGUCUUGUUGGUCCUUCACUUCACUUCUUGCUGGCACCAUUUUUGUGGAAGCAAAGAAUAUGGGGGAAGAAAUGAGUGGGAUCGACACGGAGAGCUACGGAGAGAACGGCCACGACAGGAUCGACUAUGUGUUCAAGGUGGUGGUGAUCGGCGACUCCGCCGUGGGGAAGACCCAGCUGCUCUCCAGGUUCGCCAAGAACGAGUUCCGCUUCGACUCCAAGUCCACCAUCGGCGUCGAGUUCCAGACCCGAACCGUUUCCAUUGCCGGAAAAGUCAUCAAGGCCCAGAUCUGGGACACUGCCGGCCAAGAAAGGUACAGGGCAGUGACGAGCGCAUACUACCGAGGAGCGCUAGGGGCCAUGCUGGUGUACGACAUCACCAAGAGGCAGAGCUUCGAUCAUGUGGCCAAGUGGGUGGAAGAGCUCCGUGCCCACGCGAACCACUCCAUCGUGAUCAUGCUCAUCGGCAACAAGGCCGACCUCGCCGGGGACAUGAGGGCGGUCCCCAUAGAGAACGCGGUGGACUUCGCGCAAGACCAAGGCCUCUUCUUCUCAGAGACCUCCGCGCUCAGCGGCGACAACGUGGACGGCGCCUUCCUGAGGCUGUUGGAGGAGAUCCACGGCGUCAUUGCUAAGAGGAAAGCACUGGAACGUGGCGGUGGGGAUCUGAUUGGGAACAACCUUAAUGGUACGAGCAAUGCCGCCUUGUACACGGGGUCGUCCAAGAAGAUUCAUGUCAUGCCUUCAGGCUCAGGGUGUGCUUUGGAAGAUGUCAGCGACUUGAAGAAGCCGUCCGCCUGCUCCUGCUGAGUUGGGUAUCAAGGACGAGCGGCGAUACUCGAGUGGAGUUCUUCAGGUUCGAGCACGAACCCGAAACCCAUAAAGACAAAGGGUCAAAAAGAGAAAGGGGCAAAAAACACGGGACAAGAGUCAAAAAGGAGGAGCCAACUAAAGAAAACCUUUUGUGUCCCUUCAUGUCUGAUUUUUUAUCCUUGUUAUUCUACGCUUUUUGCUAAUGAAGUGGGGUGGGGUACUAAAUUAGUUGGCGAA
Rhodamnia argentea is the source of this 1190-nucleotide messenger RNA. RefSeq names its product ras-related protein RABA3-like. The transcript has 2 exons. Lineage: Eukaryota; Viridiplantae; Streptophyta; Magnoliopsida; Myrtales; Myrtaceae. The record is from RefSeq and is a predicted model, not a curated record. Gene Ontology annotation, cellular component: endosome. Bases 201 to 950 code for a protein of 249 amino acids. Gene Ontology annotation, molecular function: GTPase activity; GTP binding.